Molecule: messenger RNA, 741 nt
Organism: Closterium sp. Naga37s-1
Lineage: Eukaryota; Viridiplantae; Streptophyta; Zygnematophyceae; Desmidiales; Closteriaceae
Source: the annotation of a GenBank genome assembly
AUGAUCAUUCCCCAUCUUCCUUUUCCCCAUUCCGACACAACUGCUGCCCCCCUACCCUCCUCUCUGCUCCCUCCUCUCGCAUGCGCCCUCUCCUCUCGCAUGCGCCCUCUCCUCUCGCAUGCGCCCUCUCCUCUCGCAUGCGCCCUCUCCUCUCGCAUGCGCCCUCUCCUCUCGCAUGCGCCCUCUCCUCUCGCAUGCGCCCUCUCCUCUCGCAUGCGCCCUCUCCUCUCGCAUGCGCCCUCUCCUCUCGCAUGCGCCCUCUCCUCUCGCAUGCGCCCUCUCCUCUCGCAUGCGCCCUCUCCUCUCGCAUGCGCCCUCUCCUCUCGCAUGCGCCCUCUUCCUCUCGCGUGCCCUCCCUGCUCACACGCCUCCCCUCCUCACACGCCUCCCCUCCUCACACGCCUCCCCUCCUCACACGCCUCCCCUCCUCACACGCCUCCCCUCCUCACACGCCUCCCCUCCUCACACGCCUCCCCUCCUCACACGCCUCCCCUCUUCACCGCCAAGUCAUUUUCAGGCAAGGUGGAGGCAGUAGACAAGGCAGAGGCAUCAGCGCAAGAGAAGCCGAAGAAGAAGAUAUGCUGUGCGUGCCCCACGACCAAGAAGCUGAGGGACGAGUGCCCCCCCCUGACCCCCACUGGCCCCCUAUGUUCCCCUUCUCCCUGCCCUCCCCUUGUGCCCCUCCACUUGUGCCCUCCAGUUUGGUCCUCUUUUGAAGCGGCAUCAUGUCUUCACCUGUGA